UGAGGGACACAAAUAUAUUGUGAAAUUGAGACCAUUUGUCUGUAAGAUGAUGUGGUUGAAUUGUGGAGGAAAAACAGACAAUAAAAAAAGUUCAUUAACAUGAUGACGUGUUCAAUAUUGUGUGAAAAGUGACUAAAGAAAAAUGUAUUUGAGAUGGGAAGAAGGAAGGAUGUCUUUAGAGGAGGAGGCUACACAGAGAGUGAUUACCAUUUAUUUCCAGGCACUAUUCUAGAAACUUUGUAUGUAUCAUUCUACUUCAGCCAUCUGAAGAGGCCAUAAAGUAUUUUUAUUCCUAACUUUCAGAUAAUGAGAUAGACCUAGAGAGAUUAAGUAAACUUAAUCAAAGUCAAAUCUUAAGGAAAUGGAAGACUUGAUAUUUGACUGAUAUUCUGUUGGACUCCAACUGUCUCCCUACCACUGUCUUUGAAAGGCAGGUUGAUAUGUCUCUGGAUGGCAUUAAGAUAUCUUAUGAAUGUAUAUCACAGCACCAACCUGUAAACUCUCUAGAGAUAAGCCCAUUUCAUCAGCACCUAGUGAUAUGGGCUACACAUGCAAUGCCCAUCAUAUAGACCUGGACAACUCAGUUCUGAGCUCCAGAGCACUAAAUAGACAAGUGGUAACUUCAUGCAUCCUGUGGUUCCUGUAGUUCCUUUUCUUUAGGUGUAUGGAGAAAAUUGCAAUGGAACAAGGGAACCUCACGUGGGUAUCAGAAUUUGUCUUCCUGGGACUCUCACAGACUCGAGAGCUCCAGCUUUUCCUGUUUCUGGUGUUCCUGUUUGUCUAUACCACCACUGUCAUGGGAAACCUCCUCAUCAUGGUCACGGUGACCUCAGACACACGGCUCCACACACCCAUGUACUUUCUGCUCCGAAAUCUGGCUGUCUUAGACCUCUGUUUCUCCUCUGUCACUGCCCCAAAGAUGCUGGUGGACUUCCUCUCUGAGAAGAAGACCAUCUCCUACCAGGGCUGCAUGGCCCAGAUCUUCUUCUUCCACUUUCUGGGAGGCGCCAUGGUCUUCUUCCUCUCAGUCAUGGCCUAUGACCGCCUUGUUGCCAUCUCCCGACCCCUCCACUAUGUGACCAUCAUGAACACACACCUCUGUGUGGGACUUGUGGUGGCUAGCUGGAUAGGAGGAUUCGUCCAUUCCAUUGCCCAACUGGCUCUGAUGCUCCCGUUGCCUUUCUGUGGCCCCAACAUCCUGGAUAACUUCUACUGUGAUGUCCCACAAGUGCUGAGACUUGCCUGCACUGACACCACCCUCCUGGAGUUCCUCAUGAUCUCCAACAGUGGGCUGCUGGAUGUCAUCUGGUUCUUUCUCCUCCUAACCUCCUACUCAGUCAUCCUGGUGAUGCUGAGGUCUCACUCUGGGCAAGCGAGGAGGAAGGCAGCUUCCACUUGCACCACCCACAUCGUCGUGGUGUCUAUGGUUUUCAUUCCAAGCAUUUACCUCUAUGCCCGGCACUUCACCCCCUUCUCCAUGGACAAGGCUGUGUCCAUCAGCCACACGGUCAUGACCCCCAUGCUCAACCCCAUGAUCUACACCCUGAGGAACCAGGAGGUGCAGGCAGCAGUGAAGAGACUAGGGAGGCGCCGGCUGGUUUGUAAAAGGGAGUGACAAUGAGUGGGUCACUUCUCUCUGGCUUUGUUUCCCAUUUGUAAAAUGGAGGGAAAGCUACUGUGUCUGCUGGCUAUCUUCAUAGCUUGUGCAUAUGUUGUGGAGGUCAUCAUAGAAGUGAGUGAGUUUUGAAACUAAGCAACUGACUCAGAUUUUUGGGAAAAAGAGAAAAGUCCCCUUUGGUGGCUAAGGUUUGUGCCAGGUUUCUAAAACCCCUGCUCACUGAGAAGUGUUCUCAUGACUCUGGAAAGCUACACCCUUCUUUCCCCCUUCUUGGGGGGUCGUUUCCUCUUGUGAUGAGGGCAUUUCCCCCAGCGAAGGCACUUCUAGUUUAUGUGUUUUGACUUCUCUUCCCAGCACCCCUUUUGACCUGUGUCCAGAGUGUUAGAGAAAGCACACACCUUGAAGACAUAGCCUUAGCUUGGGAGCCUUGACCCAUAUGUUACCAGACUGCUGACCUUGGAUAAGCUACCUGGCCUCUCUUGAACUCAUGGAUUCCUCCUCACCAAACUGGCAUAAAGCAAUAUCUGUCCCAAUAAUCUCACAGAUUUGUUAUAAGAUCCAAAACGUGUAUAAGAAUAUUUUAUCAACCUUACAUAGAACCUAUGUGAGGGUUAUUGUCAUUGUUAUGAUUAUUCCUGACAUAUAUUUUUUCAUGGGUUGAGCGGUGUUUUGGAAGUGUUUGGUGGCGAUUCCUCAGUGCGGUGAGGGAGGCUUGGAGAGGGUGGGAGCUGAACUCCAGAGGGCCAUGCAACAUGCUCAUGAGUGAGUAUAAAUUCAGGGGCGUGUCUGCACGACUCUGACUACCAUCAGAGCCUGCCAUCUACCCAUUAAACCCCAUUUUCAGACUCAACACUUCUUGUAAACAGGAAUGGGAAGAUCCAUUCAUUUGUUCAUUCAUUCAUUUUUGUAAAGAUACAUUUGGGGCCUGCUGCAUUACUUUAUGCAUAGACAGUGCUCUGUAACAGUUUGCUGGCUCUCUGUUUCUCUUUAUCCCCAUCCCUUUUUCCUUCUCUACCUCCCUGCAUUGAUUUCUGCCAGUUCAGUCUUUACAUCCAUCUGGGCUUUCCCUCCAUCCCCAGUUCACUGGUGUUCCUUGCUUCCUCUCUUCCUAAACCUCAUUGCCAUGCACCCAUCAUAUCUUUCCUUCACUAUCACACUGGGGCUUUGGGGUCAGGUUGUUAGAGUUGAAGAGAAGAAAUAGGUUAUGGUUAGAGUUGCAAGGGGUUGCAACCCCGACAACUUUCAAUAAAAAGAGGAGGUUUAAAGUUCUCUCUGAAGUUGCAUAUUGUGGGUAUAAGAAGCUGUCAGGACUGACACAGCUGGUCUCUCUUUUCCCUCCCUCCCUCCUAAUGCGGUCACCUUAUAUAUGGCUCAGAU
Acinonyx jubatus (cheetah) is the source of this 2995-nucleotide messenger RNA. Its product is annotated as olfactory receptor 4D2. Gene Ontology annotation, cellular component: membrane. The transcript has a single exon. Gene Ontology annotation, biological process: G protein-coupled receptor signaling pathway. Gene Ontology annotation, molecular function: olfactory receptor activity; G protein-coupled receptor activity. Bases 665 to 1615 code for a protein of 316 amino acids. Lineage: Eukaryota; Metazoa; Chordata; Mammalia; Carnivora; Felidae. The record is from RefSeq and is a predicted model, not a curated record.